Molecule: messenger RNA, 2359 nt
Organism: Neogale vison (American mink)
Lineage: Eukaryota; Metazoa; Chordata; Mammalia; Carnivora; Mustelidae
Gene: QSOX1
Product: quiescin sulfhydryl oxidase 1
Exons: 12
Coding region: 16-2247 (743 amino acids)
Biological process (GO): protein folding
Cellular component (GO): Golgi membrane
Molecular function (GO): protein disulfide isomerase activity; flavin-dependent sulfhydryl oxidase activity
Source: RefSeq, a predicted model, not a curated record
GCGCCGCGCCGCAGGAUGGGCUGGUGCGGCUGCCGCUCCGGGCCGCCGCCGUCGCGGCUGUCGCUGCUGCUGCUGCUGCUGCUGGCGGUGGCCGGCGCCGGCGCGGCCCCGCGCUCCGCGCUCUACUCGUCCUCUGACCCGCUGACGCUGCUGCAGGCGGACACCGUGCGCGGCGCCGUGCUGGGCUCCCGCAGCGCCUGGGCCGUGGAGUUCUUCGCCUCCUGGUGCGGCCACUGCAUCGCCUUCGCCCCGACGUGGAAGGCGCUGGCCAACGACGUCAAAGACUGGAGACCCGCCCUGAAUCUCGCUGCCCUGGACUGUGCUGAUGAGACCAACAGUGCCAUCUGCAGAGACUUCAACAUCCCCGGCUUCCCGACCGUGAGGUUCUUUAAGGCCUUUUCCAAGAAUGGCUCAGGAUCAGCAUUGCCAGUGGCUGGUGCUGAUGUGGAGACGCUGCGGAAGAGGCUCAUUGACGCCUUGGAGUCCCAUAGUGACACGUGGCCCCCCGCCUGCCCCCCGCUGGAGCCUGCCAGGCUGGAGGAGAUUGAUGGAUUCUUUGCGAGAAACGACAAAGAUUACUUGGCCCUGAUCUUUGAAAAGGAAGGCUCAUACCUGGGUAGAGAGGUGACUCUGGACUUGUCCCAGCACCAAGGCAUAGCAGUGCGCAGGGUCCUGAACACGGAGGGCGAUGUGGUGAGCAAGUUCGGGGUCACUGACUUCCCAUCUUGCUACUUGCUGUUUCGGAAUGGCUCUGCCUCUCGGGUCCACGUGCUUGCGGAAUCCAGGUCCUUCUACACCACUUACCUGAAGAGGUUCUCCAGGGCCCCCCGGGAGCCUGUCCCCACCAAGCUUGUGCCAACCACUGCUCACACAAUAGCUCCCACUGUGUGGAAAGUCGCAGAUCGCUCCAAGAUCUACAUGGCUGACCUGGAAUCCGCGCUGCACUACAUCCUGCGGGUGGAAGUGGGCAAGUUCUCUGUGCUGGAGGGGCAGCGCCUGGUGGCCCUGAAAAAGUUCGUGGCCGUGCUGGCCCAGCACUUCCCCGGCCAGCCCUUAGUCCAGAACUUCCUGCAUUCCAUAAAUGACUGGCUCAAGAGGCAGCAGAGAAAGAAAAUCCCCUACGGUUUCUUUAAAGCUGCCCUGGACAACAGGAAGGAGGGCACUGUCAUCGCCGAGAAGGUGAACUGGGUUGGCUGCCAGGGGAGUGAGCCCCAUUUCCGGGGCUUUCCCUGUUCCCUGUGGAUCCUCUUCCAUUUCCUGACGGUGCAAGCAGCUCGGCACAACUUCGACCCCUCGCAAGAGACAGCCAAGGCCCAGGAGGUCCUCCAGGCCAUCCGCAGCUACGUGCGCUUCUUCUUCGGCUGCCGAGACUGCGCCAACCACUUCGAACAGAUGGCAGCCGCCUCCAUGCACCGGGUGGAGAGUCUGAACAGCGCCGUGCUCUGGCUCUGGUCCAGCCACAACAAGGUCAACAAUCGCCUCGCCGGGGCCGCCAGCGAGGACCCCCACUUCCCCAAGGUGCAGUGGCCGCCCCGUGAGCUCUGUGCUGCCUGCCACAACGAACUCCGGGGUACGGCUGUGUGGGACCUGAACAAUACUCUGCGAUUUCUCAAGACCCACUUCUCGCCCAGCAAUGUGGUCCUGGACACGCAUUCCUCUCGUCCGGGCCCCCGGGUGGCUGCCCAGAGGAUGGCAGCCAGAAAUGUCACUCUGAGUCCUGCGAAGGCGGCGAUGGUGGUGGGCCUGGGGACAGAGUCCCCCGGAACCGCUGUUCCUGAUAUUGUCGUAGAGAGACUCGGGGCGAGUCAGCCCCAGGAUGUGCUCAUUGGCUUCGGGGCUACCACGGCCAAGCCAGAGCAGGGGUCCCCCGAGCACGUAGCGGAGCUUCAGAGGGAUGAGGCGGAGCAGCCCGAGGGGCGGCAGCACGUGAGCAGGCGAGACACCGGAGCCACGCUGCUGGAGGAGUUCCUGGCCGAGAGGAGCCAACCCAGAGCCCCUUCGGAGCUACGGCGCGUGGGCCGCAGCUCCAAGCAGCUGGCCAGCAUCCCCGAGGGGGAGCCAGAGGCGGGGACAAUGCGGGGCCAGGGCCAGUGGCUGCAGGUGCUGGAGGGGAACUUCUCCCACCUGGACAUCAGCCUCUGUGUGGGGCUCUACUCCCUGUCUUUCAUGGGCCUCCUGGCCGUCUACACCUACUUCCGGGCCAGGAUGAGGGCGCUGAAGGGCCAUGUUGGCCACCCUGCGGCCUGAACCAUUCAACUUGGGGAAGGGGCAGGGCCGGGAGCCGCCACUUGUGGUGCUCUCCCAGCCCCCUGCCCCUCUUCUCUCUCCCCGUGUUCCUUGUCCAGGGAAAUCCAGAGAA